UAUCAAUUCGCCCUUUUCCCAUUCACUUGAAUUUGUAUAUCUUGUCCAUUGCUUAGGCAGCCUCUUUCCAAACCAAAAUAUGCCACUCAGUGAUCAUGCACCUAGGCUGGAAUAUCUGAAGAGCUCAGCAAGCUUUUUAGAGGCCGCAAGCCCAUCGACCGCGGCCCAUCUGAUGUCCGUUCACCAUAACAUCAUUCGCGACGAGUUCAAGCCCUUAAAUCAGCGACAGCAAGAAUUUGCUUGUGGAGCAUGUGGGAGCCUCCGAAACUCCAAGUCGACCAGGACUGUUCAGGUCUCGAAGAGGAAAAAGAAGCUUGCAGGCUUGAGUGCUGAGGGGGCUACGGUUCUGAUCUGUCUUCGCUGCCGUCGACGCACCGUCAAACCCUCCAAAAAAGAACCUAUUCGCUCCAAUGAUCCAGUAGUUCCGGUGACUACGGUACCGAAUGCAGUUGCGACUCAAUCCUCAACGUCUACGAGGCCUUUGCCCGGACAGCCAGCCCCUGCACUUGCGGAUCCAGAUAAGGCUGUUAAAUCCGCGGAAAAUGCCAGUAGCAAGAAAAGAGCCAAGUCUCGCAAGCAAGGUGGUCUGCAGGCACUAAUGGCCUCGAAGCAACAAUCUCGCCCGACCUCGUCCCUCGAUCUCUUUGAUUUCUUGCAGCAGUGA
This is a messenger RNA of Aspergillus aculeatinus CBS 121060, 664 nucleotides long. RefSeq names its product ribonuclease P Rpr2/Rpp21/SNM1 subunit. Gene Ontology annotation, biological process: RNA processing. The coding region runs from base 80 to 664 and encodes 194 amino acids. The record is from RefSeq and is a predicted model, not a curated record. NCBI's taxonomy places the organism in Eukaryota, Fungi, Ascomycota, Eurotiomycetes, Eurotiales, Aspergillaceae. The transcript has a single exon.